AUGAAUGAAUACAAGUACUUCUACUAUCGACUUUGUGUUGGUCAACAGGAGCUUGGAGAAGUAGACCGAGUCAAGUGGACAAGGAGUGAACACGAAAGUAGAGAUGUUGGAGAGUUGCGUGAAUCAAUUUACGAACGCAACAGGCGCAGUUAUUGCCAACAUUGCGAUGCAAGAAACCUCAGUGUUUAUGCAAAGGACACCACAGUGGAAAGCUAUGAAACCGAGCAACCCCUUGCGAUUGAUGUUUCACUCAAUGACUCCAAAAUUCAGGGAACACCCACGGCGUUGCCUCUCCUGGUGGUUGUAUCCGCACCCACGCCACUAAUUCCGGCAGCAAACGACGCGAUUGAUUUGGUGAAUGAUGGAGCUGUGGCAAAUGCAAAGCAUCUUCUGAAUAGUCUUUUUGACACAACAGUUGCCGAUAAUCUCCCAAACACUUUUGCAAAACGGCAGCCAUUCCGAGCUAUUCGUGUUUUCCUUACCCGUAGAAAGAAGAGGCUGAGGGAAUUCGAUGGUCACUACAGUAACUCCCAGGAUCGCAAUUCCAAGUGUCCUCCUCGCGGAGCAGACAGGAGUCCAGUGAAUGACCCUAGAGCGCUGACCCCUCAGCAACAAGAGGUCGCCCCUCCGAGAAUAACGAAGGUGGCAAUUGUUCGGAUAGAGAAAGAAGUAUGA
Cylindrotheca closterium is the source of this 675-nucleotide messenger RNA. The record is from the annotation of a GenBank genome assembly. Lineage: Eukaryota; Bacillariophyta; Bacillariophyceae; Bacillariales; Bacillariaceae.